AUGACACCAGCAGACGAAGUGUCCAAACUCAGUGUUUCAUCAUCGGCUCAGAAUACUUCGUAUUUCUGUAACAUGAUUCCUAACUUCGGCAGCACUUCGCCAUCACGGAAACUUACAGGGCGUAAGAGACCACGAGCUUCCAAUAAUGAAAUCUGCUCUGAGGAUGAGAUGGCGUCUCUUGUUGCGGCAGAACUGAAUAAGCUGACAUUUCAAGAACGGGAGACAGUCUACGAGGAAGUUCAUGCGAUAGGAGCCACAGACCAUCAGAAUCAGAUCUCAGACGAGGAAAUGCAAAGACUGAUCAAUCAAACUAGAGAACACAUCGCCACAACACGAAGGAACAAGCAAGCAUACAACCGAGCUGUAUUUCUCAAUCCUGAAUAUGUGGAUUCUGAUCAUUUUUUAUCACUGUUUGUAAUUGGAGAAAAGUUAGUGCCAUUGAAUGCGGCAAAGAAAGUGAUUGAUCACUUUGCCAUCAAAGCAGAGCUUUUUGCUCCCCAUCUGUUGGCCAAGAAGAUUACUUUCCAAGAUCUAGAUGAAGAAGAUCAGAGAUCACUGUUGUCUGGUUCCUAUCAAGCUGUGGGUACCGACCUUGCUGGACGGACAGUGGUAAUGGGAUGUCCGUGUCACGAGUACAAGACUGUGGACAAUCAGGUUCGCGCCUUGUGGUACAUUUUGUCGAAGAUUGUGGCAGACAAGUCGACGAGGAAGAAGGGAUUGGUUUUUCUGUACUAUGUGUCAUCAGCAUUAUCAAACGAUAACGGGCACAUCGACAUGUACCUCAAAGCCUCAUCUGUCCAAAAAGCUCUCCCACUUGUUGUGAAGGGUUUUCAUUUCUGUUAUGAACACGAAAUCUUCCGACCAAUCAUGUCCGCCAUGCAAAUGGUCAUUGGCAAUCGUAUGCGAUUGCGAUUCCGUUCCCAUUAUGGUUCAACAGUCGAAAUAAACUACUCUCUUCAGACGUUUGGGAUACCAGGAUCAAUCUUUCCUUUUGAAAGGAAUGGGAAGCUGAGUCUCGAUAAGUUUCGAAACUACCUGACGACAGUCAUUCAGCAAGAGGGAGAAGAGGAAGUCAAGAAUGGGGACACAAUCUUUUGCCCAACUAGUGUUGAUGUUCUUCUUGGGCGGGGACGCCAUCCUCAGGAACACUUGGGGAAUUUGAAUCUAGCCGAACUUGUCGAUGCGCAUACUGGCACGUAUGCAUCGAUUCCUAAAAAGGGCAAAAAAGAACUUCACAUGUCAAUUGUCCGAUCCGUGCAAGGUCAAGGCGGAAGGUUCCUAAAGCGUGGUCCUCGUGGCGAAGGCUGGGAAGUUGUGGGUGACGAAGUUGCUAUCGACAAAGUUCGCAAUCGAUUUCGCGAAGCCAUCUCGAAGGAAACAAAAAAGACUUGA
Molecule: messenger RNA, 1392 nt
Organism: Cylindrotheca closterium
Lineage: Eukaryota; Bacillariophyta; Bacillariophyceae; Bacillariales; Bacillariaceae
Source: the annotation of a GenBank genome assembly